Molecule: messenger RNA, 1782 nt
Organism: Pelmatolapia mariae (spotted tilapia)
Lineage: Eukaryota; Metazoa; Chordata; Actinopteri; Cichliformes; Cichlidae
Product: polypyrimidine tract-binding protein 2-like
Exons: 14
Coding region: 11-1636 (541 amino acids)
Biological process (GO): mRNA processing; regulation of RNA splicing
Cellular component (GO): nucleus
Molecular function (GO): mRNA binding
Source: RefSeq, a predicted model, not a curated record
UUUCACUUGCAUGGUAGCUUGUGUGCGGUGUCGGCAUAAACGGGAGAAAAACAGGAGCAAACACGGAGGCGCCGAGAUUGUUACAGAAAUGGACGGCAUCAGUGAUGUUGCAGUUGGUGUGAAGAGAGGAUCGGAUGAGCUGAGUAUGUACAACAAUUCCAACUCUGGCAUGAGCAGUAACAGUGAUGGGGCUCCCAAUGGCAGUGAUAGUAAGAAGCUAAGGGUGGAGGAGGCCCCGCCGUCUCGUGUGAUCCACAUUAGGAAGCUGCCAAACGAGGCCUCAGAGACUGAGGUCAUUGCCCUCGGCCUCCCCUUUGGCAAAGUAACCAAUAUUCUCACACUGAAGGGAAAGAAUCAGGCGUUCUUGGAGAUGGGGACAGAGGAGGCAGCUGUCACUAUGGUUAACUACUACUCCAAAGUAACUCCCCUUAUCCGUAACAUCCAAGUGUUUAUUCAGUACUCCAAUCACAAAGAACUCAAAACUGAUGCUGCUAAUCAGCGGACCCAGGCCAUGCUGCAAGCAGUGUCAGCAGCCCAGUCACCAGGGUCCGAGGUACAGGAGGUCCUGGCUGCAGUUUCCAGUCCUGUGCUGCGCAUCAUUAUUGAUAACAUGUUCUACCCUGUAACGUUGGAUGUACUGCAACAGAUUUUCUCCAAGUUUGGCACAGUCAUGAAGAUAAUCACGUUCACCAAGAACAAUCAGUUCCAGGCUCUUCUGCAGUUCAGCGAUCCUGUCAGUGCACAGCAGGCCAAACUGGCACUGGAUGGCCAGAACAUCUACAAUUCCUGUUGCACACUCCGUAUUGACUUCUCCAAGCUGGUCAACCUGAAUGUGAAGUACAACAAUGAUAAGAGUCGCGACUACACCCGACCUGAGCUGCCAGCUGGUGAUGGCCAGCCCAGUUUUGACCCCACAGUUGCCGUUGCCUUCAGCAAAGACUCCAGUUCUCUCCUCGGUAAGAUCCCAGGAGCCCUGAACCCUCUGAGUGCGGCGGCAGCUGCUGCUGCUGCAGCGGGGAGGGUGGCCCUCGCUGGGCAGACGGGCUCCAGUGGGGUCCUGCUGGUUAGCAACCUCAAUGAGGAGAUGGUUACGCCCCAAAGUCUGUUUACCCUCUUCGGAGUGUAUGGUGAUGUCCAGAGGGUGAAAAUUCUUUACAACAAGAAGGACAGUGCUCUCAUACAGAUGUCUGAGUCCAAUCAGGCCCAGCUAGCUAUGAGCCACCUGAAUGGCCAAAAGAUGUACGGGAAGAUCAUCCGGGUGACACUUUCCAAGCACCAGACGGUGGCAUUGCCUCGGGACGGCCUGGAUGACCAAGGUCUAACCAAGGAUUUUGCCAACUCCCCACUUCAUCGUUUCAAGAAACCAGGUUCCAAGAACUUCCAGAACAUCUUUCCACCCUCUGCCACUCUUCACCUUUCCAAUAUCCCACAAGAUGUGACAGAAGAUGACCUGCGGCUGCUCUUCUCCAACACUGGAGGCACUGUGAAAGCGUUCAAAUUUUUCCAAGAUCGCAAGAUGGCUCUGAUCCAGAUGUCAACAGUGGAGGAAGCCAUCCAGGCACUGAUCGACCUUCACAACUAUAACAUGGGAGGCAACCAGCACCUGAGAGUCUCGUUCUCCAAGUCCACCAUUUAAGAAUGUGACCCACAGGUUCCUGACAGUAUGACUAUGAUGGUUUAACUAUUUAAAGCUCUUAGACUGUCUGAACACCAGGGGGACCACAUAGAUUGAAUCAGUUAUUUUGAUUGUAUCAUUCCUUGAUAUGUUUGUAUAUCCUUUUA